AUGAACUCGUACCCGCCAGAGCUUCUGGCGCAGCUUGCGCCUGUAAUGUUCGUUGCAGGUCCACAAUCUCCAGCACCGAAGUCCCAAGACUCGUUCUCGCUGCUCGCUCUACGGCUCAAAGAUAUGCUGCAGGCACAGCGGAGACCUGCUGUAUGGCAUCCGGAUAAAGCUAAGACAUUUCAAGUCAUAUUCGUAGACCCGGAUGUACGCUUCCCCCCACGUAAGAUGCCCCCGGCCGAGGACCAGCAGUUCCUACCCACGCAUUCACCGCUGUCCCCGUUGACCCCGUCGUCACCACUCUACCCAGACGGCCUGAUUGCACCUAUAUGGAUACGAAAACACACUUCCUUGGUUCCGUCAGUCUUUGUUCUGUUCAAGCGUAUCUUUGAGUACCAGCGGCCGUCAGGCGGUACACCUCUUGACGUGCCAGACCCAGACCUCGAUCGGGAGCGCGAAGCCGAGGAACGCAGGAGAGACACGGAGCUUGCUCAGGAAAUCGCUCAGAGAAAGAAGCUGAUGAACGAGAGGUCCAUCAAGCUGACUGUUGUUCUUAUGGCAAGCAGACGAAUGUUAGACGACUCUGCGCUUGAUACUCGACUUACGUACAUUAGGAGGCAAAGCGGACUUGACCCGCGAGCAGCUCUAUUUGUCCUAAGUCCAGUCGCACCUUCAGAGAUUGGCGACUUUGUUCGGAGUCUACAGGAAGCUUUGUGGGAGCCAGCAUUAGAAUACUAUACCAAUCACUCCAAGCGUGUCCGGCGGAAACGCAAUCGGCAUACGCAGGCGGUCUCAACCUAUACUUCCCCCAUCUCGGCCCCCGGAUCGGUCGCGCCACGACCGCUGCGGCCGGAGGGGUGGACAGUAAGGUAUGAAUAUAAGAUGGCUUGCUUUGCUGAAUUCCGUGGAGAAGACGAGGUUGCUUUGAAACAUUACCAGGACGCAUAUUCGGCAUUACAGGUCAUGUUUGGCUCGACUGCAAUAUUGCCCCCACGCACGAAGCGGUGGGCGGAGGCGAGGGUGCUCGCAGAUAGCCUCGCCUUCAAGACUUGCAAGCUUUACCUCUACAAUCAUGAGCAUUCAUUGGCUCUGGCAUACCACUCGAUGCACAUGCGUAGAUUUAGCGACCUGUGCCGCGGUUGGGGAAUUGGCGAAGAGACAUUCGAGUUCUGGGGCUGGGUGGCAAGACAGCAUCGUGCUUUUGCAGAGCUUUUAGAGCAGGGAGCACGCGGCACGCUGAAAAUCCCGACCUACCUUCCCUCGUCGUCUUCAGCGGCAUCUACUGUAGUAUCUCAGCCGCUCGACUCGCAGCGUGGCAUGGUUGAGACAGAAUCUCUACGUUCCCUAGGACUUAAUCCUACACAGGCACUCCAGCAUCCAGGUUUCUACUACUACAUGGCCGCACGCUGCACCGAGAGCCGUCGCGCUCGUUUCCUACACUUCACGGAUAGCCUAACACCUGAGAAUGCAGCAUCAACUCCUCCAAGCUUUGAGAACGAGCGGAAAGUGGAUCAUCUUGCAAUUAUCCUGGAGCUUUACACGAGAUCAUACGAGCUAUUUAAGAAGUAUAGCCCCACAAAUGCACAAAACCAGGGAAGGCAGACAUUGUGGAUAGCCUACCGCAUCGCCCAGACUUACUACGAGUCCGGCAAGUUUGAUAUGGCAGCAAGGUUCUUUGAGCGCAUCGCAAAGACAUACCGACGUGAGAAAUGGGAUGCCAUGCUCGUUCCACUACUCUCGACUUGGUUCAAGUGCGCUCAACAGCUAGGUGACAUGGAGCUUAGUGUCCAGCUCCUGUUCGAGAUGCUCGCCCAAGGCGCUUACUCGGCUGACGAUGAGCCGGAUGCAAUCCAAGAGGACUUGUUGGCAGUUUUGAAGAGCACUGUACCUACUGACCUUGACCAUCCCUUAGUUAUCGACUUACUUGACGCCGAACCACUCUUGGACUCUUCACUCGUGUUCUGGGCUUCAGACGCCAAGGUUGACGAGUCUACAGCGUUUCAGCUUUCGCUUUGCGCCACAUCUCGUACUUUCAUAUCUUCUCUGCCCUUCUCAUUAUUGACCAUCCACUUCGACGAGGAAAGUGCUCCGGUUACCGUCUUGCACAAGUCAUCGGAUCCCGACGUCGGCCUGCCGCUGAUCCAGCGCGUAGACCUAGGGCAGAGUCAUGUUGGACUUGGCGGGGGUGAUGUUCCACGGGAGGUUGAGGCCGAUCUGCGUUGGAGGCCUGGCGGCAUAAUUGUCCUCGUUGGCACGCUGGUAUCAACUGUCCCAACGAAUUUAACGAUUUCGAAGCUUGUCUUGACUGUGAAGGAAAGUAGCUGGUGGAUUGAGCUACCUGUGCAGCCUAUCAGCAUCCGAAACGGUAUCGUCCCAACGCCUCGAUGGCUUACCUCGCUUGAGCCCCCCAAAUUCCUACCAAUACGUAGAGAUCCCUCGCAUCCAGUCUCACAUGUGACCGUACGACCACGGCCACACUCGGUCCAGGUUGUAUUGUCGCAUCACUCUCCUCCAUACCUUGGCGAAGAGUAUCCAAUUAUAGUCGAAGUCACCAACACAGAUGACAGGGAACUGGAGAUCGUAGCGGACGCCAUGCUGCAUCCUUCCGAGGCUGAGUAUGCUGUCAAUAGCAUUAGCUCGGACAAGGAGAACUGGACGAACCUAAUCAAGGGCGUGUCCUUCGGCACGCUUGCUCCGGGAGUCAGCACGUUCAAGACCGUCUACCUACAAAGUGCAGGUGCAGCCUCAGACACCGUCAUCGAUGUCUCCAUACGCUCGCGCGUUCCAGAAAGCGACGCCGUAGCGCAAACCAGCCCGCUCUCUCCCAAGAGCCCGUCGCCUGCCACAGACGAUACUGGCGAGACGCUACGGACGCUGGUCUUGCAGACCGUCGACCCUAUCAUCGUGAAGCACGACGUCGCGUACCGCCGAUCGAUGGCGCCGCGCCCUGGACUUGCUGAUCUCGUGGCGUACGAGCCUGGAUUUGGUGUGGACGGGAUUGGGGCGGAGGCGACUGUCUGUACGGUGUGGACCUGUACUGGUCCGCAUGGUAUUAAGGUGGAGAGCGCGAAGCUGGUCAAAGAGGACGGUUCGGAUGCUAGGGUGAUUAGCUGUGCGCUUGACGUGGACUCAGAAGGUCUGCUCUCUGAAUGGCUUCCCGGCGAUGAGUUCAGCGAUUGCUGUCGUGCAGCCAUCGGCGCAGUGGCAGAAACUGCCGAUGAACAUAUCCCUGGACCAGGCGCGUAUGAGAUAACUUGGAGGAGGAUUUUACCUGAUGGUGGACAGGGCUCGCUUGCAACAAGCCGAUUCCCGCUCCCGCCUUUGAAGCCACCCGCAGACGAGCUUGUCGCACUGCUCGACGUGCCCACGCAGGCGAAGCUUCACGUGCCGGUGCAAAUGCGCCUCACCGUACGCAACCUGCGGCAGAGCGGCGCGGCGAACGUUGUUGUGCAGAUUGAGUUCGACCCCUCGGAUGGAUUUGUGCUCGCCGGACUACGCAGCGGGCGCAUUCCAGUCCUACUGCCGGGCAGUGAGGAGGCUCUCAUGUGGAACAUGAUCCCGAUCGAGUGCGGCUACGCGCGUGUGCCGCGCAUCAGAGUUACGGACCGUAGAACACCCACCGGCGGGGCGGACGCACAAGACAGCGAGGGCGAGGCACUGAGCGUUGUGGACGAUGGGCAUGACCGGCUCAGCGGUGGUUCAACGAAUAGGAAAGGUAGUAUCUCAGAUGGAGUCGUUCUAGUUCUUCCUUGA
Molecule: messenger RNA, 3750 nt
Organism: Phanerochaete carnosa HHB-10118-sp
Lineage: Eukaryota; Fungi; Basidiomycota; Agaricomycetes; Polyporales; Phanerochaetaceae
Exons: 21
Coding region: 1-3750 (1249 amino acids)
Source: RefSeq, a predicted model, not a curated record